AUGGUACGGUUGGAAAUAACUCAGGGUUACGGGCACAACACAGAGUGCUCGAGCGAGCGGCGGGUAGUAAUAUCAGGGCUCGGGUGGCGUGCGCAGAGCUGCGAGCGGGGUCGCGAACUUGGGAAGGAGAAGGAAGACAUGGCCGCACCUGAGUGCGAGCGAGAGGCUCGCAAGCGACGUGAGCGCCGCGACUCCGGCUGCGCACACGAGCGGAAAGAGAGGAGACCACACAGCGAGGAACGGCUGCCACCGCCUCCGCCUCCACCACCGCUUCACGACUAUAACCGUCUUGAGUCCGAACGGCGCGCGGAACGUCUCUCCCGCGCGCGCCGCCCACAGUACGGCGGCAAGCGGCGCCGCGCACCCACGAGACUCUCAAAGCUACCUAAAGAAAAUGACAACGUGAGCAGUGAAGAAACACGUUCCGGCACUCCGCCACGCUUCAAUUAUGUCAUCACACAGAAGCCAGAAUUAUGUCCAGAUGCCGAGCGUGUGGAAGGGAGUGUGAGAGACGAGGAAGUGGAAUACGCGCGGCGCGACGAGCGCAGCGUGGCGCCGCGUUGCGUGCAGCCCAGCCCCGACCGACGCCUCGAGAAGAUCAACAAGAAGAUUGGCGUAUUAAAGAAAAGUAUUACAAAGUAUGAAAGUGAGUACGAAGCACAGAACGGUCACGCUAUAACUCCCAGCGACCGUAUAACAGACGUGCAAUUGACACGAAUGACCGAAACACUGCGGAAACUUCAAGCGGAAAAGCGCUGCAUCAAAACGGAUCCAGUCGAGUACGCUUUGAAAUUAAAAGCAGCUAAACAACAAAAGGAAAGAGAUGAUAAGCUGGAAGCAGCGCUGAACAGUGAUAAACCAAUGGGAGACCUCGUUCGCGAUAUUGAAGAGUGGGUGGCGGGGUGCCGCGAGGCGGACGGGCGCUGCGGCGUGGCGGAGGCGCGCUGGUCGGGCGCGCAGCUGGCGGCGGAGAAGCUGUGCGUGCAGCGCGCGCUGCUGCGCCUGGAGGCGGCGCGCGGCCGCCCGCCCGCGCACUCGGCCGAGCGCGGCGCCGCGCGCCACCUCUACGAGCGCUACCGCGCCGUCAAGCGCGCGCUCGCCGCCACGCGCACCGACGCCAUAAUUGGCGGCACAAACGGCGAGCUAGCAACAAUUCACGAACAUGAAACAAUUGUGUUCAAUAACAGUAUAGAUAGCUCCAGUGAUUCGCAGGAAAGACAUUCUGAUUCAACACAGGGGACAGCGGAGACGCCGCUGCAGUCGCCGGCGACGCGCGACACGGGCGAGGAGGUGCCGUCGUCCGCGUCGUCCGCGCAGUCCGCCGCCAGCGACGAGCGCGCGCCCAACGAGGGCCUGCACUGCCUGCCACUGGACGAGCUCGCGCGCGCACUCAACGAGGCCAAGCUUCAUAAAUGUGUUUUACGGCGUAGCAUCAAAGAAUAUGAAGCAAAUUUCGAGACGCAGAAUAAUAGAAAGGUACAAAAGGACGAUAAAAAAGGCCACGAGGAAGAGUACCUGCGUUACAAAGCUAUCAAGGCACGAAUUAAACUACUAAAUGCCCUAAUAAAUAAACAAAAAUCUAAAGCUUAA
Messenger RNA from Parnassius mnemosyne (clouded apollo), 1590 nucleotides. The record is from the annotation of a GenBank genome assembly. Lineage: Eukaryota; Metazoa; Arthropoda; Insecta; Lepidoptera; Papilionidae.